This is a messenger RNA of Theileria orientalis strain Shintoku, 3006 nucleotides long. RefSeq lists its product as uncharacterized. The transcript has 12 exons. Gene Ontology annotation, biological process: 7-methylguanosine mRNA capping. The record is from RefSeq and is a predicted model, not a curated record. Gene Ontology annotation, molecular function: methyltransferase cap1 activity. Gene Ontology annotation, cellular component: cytoplasm; nucleus. The coding region runs from base 1 to 3006 and encodes 1001 amino acids. Lineage: Eukaryota; Apicomplexa; Aconoidasida; Piroplasmida; Theileriidae.
AUGUAUUCCCAUUCUGGCCCAAAUACUUCUUUACAUAAUAAUAAAAGAUUUGUAUUCAACAAUAACCUCAAUAAGUUACUUUCUGACGCUAAGAGAUUUCCUCCGAGCACUAAUCCUUGCGUAAAAUGUACCCAAAAAAAGAGAUCGUGCAUAUGUGACGCUAUUAACUCCGGAGUUGGAAGAACUCCAAGGUAUGAAAUCUCUGAGUUGCGGGAAACAAAGUCGAUGUUAAACGACCUGAGAGACUCCCUGAACGAUGUCGAUAUGGAAAAAUGGUCGGCACACACGAAGCUUCUGGACAACACAUCGCUGGUCACAAAGCACUUAUCCGAACUCAAGUUGAACGUAAACGGAAAAAACGAGCAGGGAGUUGAGCUGAUCACGAAUGCUUGGUUAAAGUUGUACGAGAUCCUGGAGUUUUACAACUUAGUGGAGUAUCUUAAGCCUAAUUUUAAGGCCGAGGGAGGGGUCCUGACGUCGUUUCAUAUUUCAGAGUGUCCUGGCGGUUUCGUGGCAGCUUUAAACCACAAUUUAAAGUCGAAAAACUACUCUGGGCACCUGAAAUGGUUUGCAACCUCGCUGAACCCAUACUACGAAGGGAAUGACCCCAAUGUGGUCCUGGCCGAAGAUAUACUGUUCAGAGAAACGUAUCAGAACUGGUUACUGGGCUGUGAUAACUCAGGAAACAUAACAAGAUCAUGCAAUAUUGAGUUCAUAUGGGACCAUAUAAGCAGACCAAGUAGGCACAACAAAGCUAAGACACCAAUACUGGUUGACUUGGUGACAGCAGACGGCUCGUUCAACUGCCAGUUUGACCCAAAUAACCAGGAGAGGCUGACAUCAUCCCUUAAAUUCGCAGAAGUUGUUUGCGCCCUGGGCCUGUUGAGAGUGGGAGGAUGCUUUAUAGUUAAAAUGUUUAACCUAUUUGAGGAGUGUUCGUUGUCUAUAUUCACGUUGUUGGCGCUGUGCUUUAAAAAAAUUGAAGUCUACAAGCCCUUGUUGUCAAAAGAGAGCAAUUCCGAAGUUUACGCAGUCUGUUUAAACUUUAACGGAAUCACAUCAAUACUACUAUCGUCUCUCUGUAAAUUUGUCGAUCAGUACUCAAAUGAAAAAAACAACAUGAGUAUAUUCCCAAGAGAGUGGGUGCCAUCAGGCUUUAAAGCAGAAUUUGUGGACUGCUCAAAGUUAUUUGCAGAAAACCAGUGGAGGAACCUGAGAAACGCACUGUCGUUGUAUAAAACCACACUGAAUGAGAAUCCGUACUACAAGGACAAGAGAGAGUUCGCAAACAUCUUCAUCAAGCAGUUUAAGAUAGGGCCAAUAAGUCCAGAGUCGAGGCUGGUUAAGAGAGCACAGUUCGGGCAGUUUCUGAUAUCCGGCAAGGACACGAGUUCCCUGGGACACGUGGAAAAAAGGUACUACGCCAAGUACCAGGACAGAAAGGAGUACCACAGCAUGUAUGAGGCCCUGCAGGCGAAAAGGAGGAGCAAUAAGAAGGCUAACGACGUGUACCUGCACCUGGGCUCGGACAGCGACGACCUGUACAGCAAUUCAGUGAAGGAGGUGCUCAAGUACAUACAGAAAAACAGGCCGAAGGGGAAGCCGGAGAGAGAAGAGGGGCCUCUGGAAAUGCAGUUUAAGCUGGACGAGGACGUGCACGAGAGUCUCCUGGACGACCUGAAGAACCAGAGGUACAUGAAGGAAAACUGGUUCAGCAUAGGAAACAUGGAAGCAGAGGAGUUCAAGUUCAGCUUCUUCUGCAGCAAUGACGCGCUCUUUGAGCUCAUGUGCCUGAGGUCGUACUGCAGCAGGAGGUUGCCGGUGACGACGGCGCAGGAGUGCAUAGUUAAGUCCUCGUCGUACGGGGAGGCGCUGACGGACCUUAACUCGUUCCCGAACGCGACGAUGGUUCACCUGGCGCUGAUCCUGAAGAACCACCUGAACGCGAAGAACUACCGGUGCUACCUGGAGAUCACGUCCAACAGCUCGCAGCAGUUCCCAGCAAUCUCGCUCCUGAAGCGCUACGGCAUAGCAGGGUCGCUGAUUUACAACCACGCACAGGCGACGCAGGAGGCCGAGGCGACCAGUGAGGCUGAGGCGGAAGAAGACGAACAGAGUAACCUGUUCGUGUUCGAGAACCUGUUUGAGCUGCACACAAUACUGAGCAACUUCCCGGGCGAAGGCACCGUGGACCUGUGCUACGAGUACGACUAUUCAAACCUGCUGUCGACAGGCCAAUCAUACAAGACGCUGAUCGGGGAGAUACUGGAUUCGAACCUGAAGAGGAACUGCAACUUCAUAUUCUGUGACACGGGCGACAGUAAGAGUUACAGGGAGCUGCUCCACAAGGAGUUGAGCGCGAAGGUCGUCAUGGUGGCCCAGCUGAUACAGAGCUUGAACUGUCUGAGCGAUAGUGGAGACAUGGUCGUGAGAGUGUUCACAGUGUUCACCAGGUUCACAGUCGGGAUACUGUGCUGCCUCGCAACCGUGUUCGAAAGCGUUUACCUCUACAGGCCCGAGUCGGUCGUGAGUUGGUCCCAGGAAACGUACGUCGUGUGCAAGAACUACAAGGACAAGGACAACUCGAUCUGCAGGCACUUCUUCCAGUUCCUGUGGGAAGUUCUCUCCUCCCAUAAAAAGAACAACCAGAGUCUUCUGCAGAUCAUUAAGCCGUUCCACUUCACAACUAUCGCAAAAAAACUAUACGAGUUUAAUAACGUGCUAUUAAACAGUGAACUGUACGAUUUAAUGAAUAAAAACGAUGUGUUCGAGGACUAUUUGUCCUCCUCCAAAGAGUUCAUAAGUAGCCAUAAGUUACUUGAUUUUUUAUAUCCACAAAAACUGUUGGAAAAUAAAACUGACAUACAGUUACUGAAGCUGCAAUACAACAACGAAGUUAUUAACACCAAUAACGUGAAGAGAAAAAGAGUUGAAACUCCAAUUGAGUCUGAAAGUGAGCCUGAACCUGAUUCACCAAUAUGGUCUUCUGAUAACGAAGAUCAAUAA